This is a messenger RNA of Paraglomus occultum, 393 nucleotides long. NCBI's taxonomy places the organism in Eukaryota, Fungi, Glomeromycota, Glomeromycetes, Paraglomerales, Paraglomeraceae. The record is from the annotation of a GenBank genome assembly.
AUGUUUGCGCGUAAAUUGCAAGCUAUAUGGAUCUUAAUAAUAUUAUUGGUCGUAUCAGCAAAAUCUUCUACGGCGGAUCUUGUUAUUGCCGAUAAAGCUAAAAGUUUUACAAAUGUGACGACGGCAAUUACCCCCGACAGUGAUGGUGGUUAUCCUAUACAUCAGGUAUCGAUGGUUGUUCGUGGAUGGCUUGUUCCAUUAGAUUACCUACGCCUUCACUGGGUUGACUGGACUCAACAGUCGAAAUGGUAUGAAGACAUCAACACCGAUGGUCAUGAUUGGUUAACAGAGCAAUUUACGUCCCCAUCUUGGGCAGCGGGAUACUACUACGAAAUAUCCUCGUUUAUGGAGGUGGGACCACAUCGACUAUACUUUGGUGGGAUGGUUGGGUGA